CAUGCCUUCAUCUCUAGAACAAUAUGCCUACAACCUCCUCGACAAGGGCGUUAUACCAGACUUCAUUGUUCGCAUCGCCAUUCGCGCCCUUCUCCGUCAACGUCUUCGCGAAAUAGACAGUGGCUCCUUUGAAGCCAGCCAUGCCGCCAAGAUGAAGUGGAUAGAAGACGUGCGCGCUCGCAAGACCGUCGCAGAGCAGACGGACAAGGCCAACGAGCAACACUAUGAAGUUUCCACAGAAUUUAUUCUCUCGUGCCUUGGACCAUAUGCCAAGUACUCCUCGUGUCUAUAUCCCACUGGCAAGGAGACCCUUGCCGAGGCUGAGGUCCUCAUGCUGAACAGCUACUGCGAGAAAGCACAGCUAGUUGACGGUCUUGAUAUCCUUGACCUUGGCUGUGGAUGGGGCAGCCUGUCGCUCUUCCUCGCCGAAAGAUACCCCAAGUCCAGAAUAACAGGUCUCUCGAACUCGAGUACCCAGAAGGCAUAUAUUGAUGCAACCGCGAAGGAGAAAGGAUUGACGAAUGUCACAAUCAUCACGGCAGACGUGAACUACUACAAUUUCGACGAAAACACACGCUUCGACCGCAUCCUAUCCAUCGAGAUGUUCGAGCACAUGAAGAACUACCAUGCCCUCCUCUGCAAAGUCGCGUCGUGGCUCAAGCCCCACAGCACCGCGCACGGCGACUCCCUCCUCUUCGUGCACAUCUUCUGCCACCGCACCACGCCGUACCACUUCGUCGACGACAACGGCUGGAUGGCGCAGACGUUCUUCUCGGGCGGGACGAUGCCGUCCCACGAUCUCUUUACCUACUUCCAAGACGACCUCACCCUCCUCCGGAGCUGGUACCUCUCCGGUGCACACUACUCGCGCACGCUCGAAGACUGGCUCCGCAAGCAAGACGCGCACGGCGCGCGCGGGCUCGCCGAGCUCGAGCGGGACGCGGACAAGAAAGGCGUGCCGCGCGCGGAGGGAAGGAAGGCGUUCUACCGGUUCCGCGUGUUUUAUAUGGCGUGCUCGGAGCUGUUUGCGUUUAAUGGUGGACAGGAAUGGGGUGUCGGGCAUUACCUCUUCAAGCCCAAGCACUAGUGGACGCUGAUUUGAAGUGGCCAUAAGCUCGCACUCUGAGUCUAUCCCUUCCAGUUCCAGAGCACAUCCAUUACGGUGUUAGCACGGUAUCUAGAUAAAUAUAUGUACAUCUUGUGCACCUAAUUCCGCG
This is a messenger RNA of Coniophora puteana RWD-64-598 SS2, 1217 nucleotides long. Its product is annotated as S-adenosyl-L-methionine-dependent methyltransferase. The annotation marks the transcript as partial. The transcript is spliced from 10 exons. The record is from RefSeq and is a predicted model, not a curated record. Lineage: Eukaryota; Fungi; Basidiomycota; Agaricomycetes; Boletales; Coniophoraceae.